Messenger RNA from Talaromyces amestolkiae, 1908 nucleotides. RefSeq lists its product as uncharacterized. Bases 1 to 1908 code for a protein of 635 amino acids. The record is from RefSeq and is a predicted model, not a curated record. The transcript is spliced from 2 exons. NCBI's taxonomy places the organism in Eukaryota, Fungi, Ascomycota, Eurotiomycetes, Eurotiales, Trichocomaceae. Gene Ontology annotation, molecular function: DNA binding; FAD binding. Gene Ontology annotation, biological process: entrainment of circadian clock by photoperiod; circadian regulation of gene expression. Gene Ontology annotation, cellular component: cytoplasm; nucleus.
AUGCCUCCUAAGCAAUCCACGAUAGUGCUGUUCUGGCACCGCACAGAUCUGCGUCUACACGACUCCCCAGCACUACAAGCUGCACUAGACUUGAAGCCUUCUGUUUUCAUUCCAGUCUGGACAUGGGACCCUCACUACAUCUAUCAUACACGAGUUGGACCUAAUCGCUGGAAAUUCCUGAUUGAAUGCCAACAGGAUCUGUCCAAGGCGUACAGCUCCCUCAACUCCAAACAGAAGCUAUGGGUUAUGCGUGAAGCGCCGCAGUCAAUUCUUCCAAAGCUGUGGAAAGCAUGGGAGAUUACGCAUUUGGUAUUUGAGAAAGACACAGAUGCGUAUGCACGACAGCGUGACGAGGAAGUCAUCAGGCUGGCGGAAGACGCAGGGAUUGAGGUAGUUGUUAGGAAUGGAAGGAACUUAUUCGAUCCUGAUGAGGUCGUGAGGAAGAAUAAUGGGGAGCCAACAUUGAGCAUGAAUCAGUUGCAGAGAGCGUCGGAAAAGAUCAAUGGUGGUUCUCCGGAUAAGCCAAUUGAUGCACCAAAAACAGUGCCUGAUCCUUGGGAUGAGGACAGAAUGAAUCUAGACAGCCUAGAACACGAUGUGCCCAAGUCAAAGCCAGAUCUCAAUGCGGCUUAUCGGAACAUCGAUGAUGGAAAGAAGCAAUAUACCCAAAUCAUGGGGCCCAAGAAGGAUUUUGCUGUUCCAACCCUGGAAGAGUUGGGUAUGGAUGCUGAUCAAGCAAAGAGUCCUCAUCGCGGUGGAGAGUCUGUUGCUUUGAAAAUGCUCGCAGAAUACAUCAAGGACGAAGAGUAUAUUGGUACAUUCGAGAAACCAAAGACCUCACCAGCUGCUUUUGAACCACAGGCCACAACCUUGCUAUCACCGCAUCUCCAUUUUGGCUCUCUGUCUGUUCGCAAAUUCUGGUGGGAUGUAAAGGCCAUAAUGGAUAAGCGGCAUAGGGAAAAGCAGCCAACUGCAGAUGCGCCUACGAAUCUAUUAGGACAACUUUUGUUCCGAGAAAUGUUUUUUGCUGCUCAAGCUGUGUUGGGUCAUACUUUUUCACAGACUUUUGGAAACAAAAUUGCUCACUUCAUUCCAUGGCGGCUGCAAUCCACUCAUUCAAAGGCAGCAGAUGGUAAGGUCAUUCGCGAUAGCACUUACGCAGUUGAUUCUGAAGAAGCUGAGACCUGGUUUCGACGAUGGAGAGAAGGACGAACCGGUUUUCCUUGGAUUGAUGCUCUAAUGCGUCAGCUGAGACGAGAAGGCUGGAUACAUCAUUUGGGCCGGCACAGUGUGGCUUGUUUUCUGACUCGUGGAGGCUGCUACGUAAGCUGGGAGCGAGGAGUCGAUGUGUUUCAGGAGUGGUUGAUCGAUCAUGAAGAAGCAUCUAACGUUGGAAACUGGAUGUGGCUGUCAUGCACGGCUUUUUUCUCCCAGUACUACCGAUGCUAUUCACCCAUAGCCUUUGGCAAAAAGUGGGAUCCCGAUGGUGCUUUCGUCCGUCGAUAUUGCCCAGAACUCAAAAACUUUGACAAGAAAUAUAUAUACGAGCCAUGGCGUGCCCCAAUACAGGAUCAAAAGAAAUGGGGAUGUCGCGUGACGGGCGACGGGACUUCUGACAGGGAGGGUGGCUUGAAAACGUAUCCAAAGCCUAUAUUUGAUUUCGAUAGACAGCGCCAGGUCUGUAUUGAUUCCAUGAAGAAGGCUUAUCACAUCGGUCUACACGGCAAUGAUGCGGAGGUACUGGAUGGCAGUUGGAAGGAGGUUUUUGAGUUUCAUGAUCAAAAUGCCUCGCUGAUGGACACGACGAAUGGGCCGGUUGAUGAUAACAUCGUGGAUGAGCCGCCGAACAAGCGUCGGAAGAUGCAGGAGCAUGAAGAGGAGAACGAGCGACACAUGGGUAAUGAAUGA